Molecule: messenger RNA, 2575 nt
Organism: Brassica oleracea var. oleracea
Lineage: Eukaryota; Viridiplantae; Streptophyta; Magnoliopsida; Brassicales; Brassicaceae
Product: formin-like protein 10
Exons: 3
Coding region: 119-2410 (763 amino acids)
Biological process (GO): actin cytoskeleton organization; actin nucleation
Molecular function (GO): actin filament binding
Source: RefSeq, a predicted model, not a curated record
AGUAGUAGAAGAAAGAGUACACUACAACAUAGUGUCAGUCAAGUUAACUCAUCAUCCUCAGAUAGUGCGCAUUGCAGAACCAACACACAAACUCUAGCUCUCCAAGAAAACCACAAAAAUGAAAUGGCUUUGCUACGUCAUCUUCAUCACCUUGAUAUCAUGCGCAUCCUCUCCCUUAACAUGCGCCUCACCGGCCAUUUUCAGUCGCCGUCACCUCUCACAAGCUCCUGUAACCGAUCCUUCCACACCAACUCCCGGCGGCUUGCCUUUCUUCCCAGCUGACGGCUUAUCCUCCCCUCUCCCUCCUCCUCCUCCUCUUCCGAUGCCUCCUCCGUCGCCUCCACAGCCCUCCGCCCCAACGUACGCCACUUUUCCGGCGAACAUCUCCGCCCUCGUCCUCCCUCGCUCCUCAAAACCUCACACCGCUUCAAGAACUCUCCUUAUCACACUUAUUUCCGCUGUCCUCGCCGUCGCAACAGCCAUCGGAGUAGCCUUGUUUCUCUACGGAAGGUGGAGAGGGCAGAACCGUAAUUUCAAAGACGAUUCGAAGAGCGUAGCUUCAGACAGUAAACAAGCAGCUCCAUGUCCCCUUCCAAGAAACAACACCGAACACAAACUCACAGUCUCUGCUUCAGCAACCUCCGAUGUUCUCUACCUCGGAAACGUCGCCAAUUUCGUCAAACCGGAGUCUCCUGAGAUCUGUCCUCUCCCGCCAUUAUCCUCUCGCAGCUUCAAGCAACGAAGCUCCGAAGAAGAAGAAGAAGACGACUUCUACUCGCCUCUCGCGUCUCAAGCUGGUAAAGAAUCACGAGAGCUGAGAAACUACUCUUCCUCGGAUUCUCCUGCCACGUCACCACCGUCCGUUGACAUAUCUCCGGUGAGGAGGAACAAAAGAAACCACGUGGCGUCGUCUCUGAGAAUGUUCACCCUCUGGAACCAGAACCACGCCUUCCCACGCAUCUCCUCUGCUUCCACUUCACCUGAGAGAGGAGCAGGAGGAGGAGGGACGAUUCGAACCCCGGACGCCUACGCUCGCUCCUCCAUGUACUCUUCGGUCUCCACCACUCCUGAUCGUUUCUUCCGUAAGGUUCUCGAAGCCUCCUCCCCGCCGAGGUGGAACGACUUCAGCCGAAACGUCAAGUCUUUGUUCCUCUCUUCCGCUUCUUCUCCCGCUAGAGAUUUUUGCAUCGACAACGUCUCUGAAUCUUCUUCAAGAAAGUUGAAGUCUUCGCCGGCUGCUACUCCUCCUCCUCCUCCUCCUCCAGAACGGCCACCGCCUGCAAUGCCCGCACCGCCUCCUCUUGUACCGCCGUCGCAGUCUUUUAUGGUUCACAAGUCUGGAAAGAAGCUGUCUUGGGAUGGAUCAACGAAGAUGAAGCCUCUGCCCUGGGACAGAGUCCACCGACCGAGUUCUUGUCGGAAAAACACAUGGGAGAGUCUCAAGUUCAACUCUUUCAAUGCUAAUCCGAAGCAGAGAAGUCUUAGCUGUGAUCUUCCAAUGUUUAAUCAAGAAAGUAGAGUUUUGGAUCCUAGAAAGUCUCAGAGUAUUGCUUUUCUACUAUCAACACUUGAUCUCACCACAGAUGAUGUUCUUCAAGCCCUUCGAGAUGGUCACUAUGAAGCGCUUGGAGUUGAGCUUCUUGAGAGUUUAUCAAGAGUGGCGCCGAGUGAAGAGGAAGAGAGGAAGUUGAGGAGCUAUAGCGAUGACAAGCUUGCCCCUUCAGAGAAGUUUCUCAAGGAAUUGCUUAAUGUGCCUUUCGUGUUCAAAAGGGUUGAUGCAUUGCUCUUUGUUGCCACUUUUGAUUCCAAGGUUGAACAUUUAAAACAAUCAUUUGGCGUUAUACAGUCUGCUUGUGAGGAGCUAAGGAAUAGCAGAAUGCUGUUGAAGCUUAUUGAAGUUGUUUUAGAGACAGGAAAGAAGAGCGUGAAUGCUCAUAACUUCAAACUUGAGGCGUUGUUAGAUGGUUCCACCACUCUCUUGCAUUCUGUUGUAGAGAACAUCAUAGAUUCAGAAGGUAUCAAAGUGUUGCAAGUUGUCAGAGAUCUCGGUUUAGCUCUUGUAGAUGUCAAGAAAACUGCAGAACUGGACUAUGGUGUUCUGAGAAGCGAGGUUUCAAAGCUUUAUCAAGGAGUCCAGAGAGUUAAGGAGGUUCUGCUACUGAGUGAUGAUGAAGAACAAGAAUGUGGGGAAUUCAAGGAGACGGUGACCAAGUUCUUGGAAACCGCUGUGAAGGAGGCUAAAAAGAUUGAAACAGAAGAUGGUUCCACGCUCUUAGCAGUGAAAGAGAUCACAGAGAUGUUCCAUGGAGAUUCAGCAAAGGAAGAAGCUAAGCUAUUGAGAGUGUUUGUGAUCGUUAGAGACUUUAUGUCCAUUCUAGAUAAAGUGUGCAAGGAAAUGGAGGUUGAGUAGAGAAAGAGAGUACUCUGGCUUAGGUUUCAAGUGUAAGGAAGAUCCUAGAAUCUGUCCAAAGACUGAUGAUGAUGCAUUGUGUUGCCUCCUUAAUUAGUUAUGUGUACUUAUGUUUGUAUGAAUCAUUGGAACUAUGACUUCUUAAAUGAAGUUUUUACUUGAUUU